GGUACUCUAAAAAAUCUACACAGAGCAAUAAGCAACCUGAGAGUGCUCGUGUGACACAAAGCCCAGAGGACUAAUGCUGACAUGACUUAAGAGAGCUAACUUGGGUGCAAUUUUAGAAAAUAACGCUUUGUGUGACUAAACGUCAAUUUGGGGGUAUUUUACUCCUGGAAUAUUCCUUACAAGUUGCUGCUUAAUUCAGUUUAAUCUCAUGGCGACUCCAAAACGACUUGGGCGACAGAAAUUACAAUUGCCAACCUCUUAUUAUGAAGGCUUUCUCGAGGUUAGGGCUUUGAAAGAUACGGCAUCACGACGACUGUGGACAUGCCUCUGUGGGGAUGCCCUAUUUUUCUUCAACAGCAGUAAAGAGAACCAGUAUGUGGAGAAGCUGGAGGUCAGCACCUUUAUCUCCAUCUCGGACGACUCCAUUCCAGACAAGAACCUGAACACCGCCGGGCUUGUCAUCCACACCAAGAACGAUGAUAUCAGACUGACGGCACCUAGUCUGGAGUCGCGGGAGUUGUGGAAAGGCUUCAUCCUCACGGUGAAAGAGCUCUCCGUGCCCAAGUCUCUGAACCUGCUACCAGGUCAGGUGCACAUGAUGAGGGAGGCGGUGGAUAAGGAGAUGGAGAGACGCGGGGCGCUCACGUCCUCCACGCCCCCCCCACCCAUUCCCACAAAGUUUACAACUGAAGCCACGUCUCCUCUCUACCUCCCAGUGGUGUCGGAAAUGCCAGCCUGUUUUGAGACGGUGUCACGCACAGAGGCAGAGAUUCUUCUGGAAAGGAACCCAGACAAAGGCAACCUGCUACUGAGGCCAGGCAGAGACGGAACCUCUUUUGCCGUCACCACACGCCAAGACCUCAAUGGGUCUGUGUUCAAGCACUAUCGCGUCAGCAGGAAGUCGGACGGUGGAUUUUACAUCGAUGUCGAGAAACCAAUUCACUGUGCGACAUUGCAUGAUGUUGUCAGCUGUCUGGUGGUCAAGACAGCUGGAGCGUUGCAGCCCUUUAUACUGGAUGAGCCCUAUGAGGAGAAUAUCACGUUUGUCCAGGCCAAUCAAGAGAAUGGAGAGAAGAGUAUGCAAUCGGUUUCUCCUCAUCUUAAAUCCCCCUCCAUACCAGAGCGUGAGCCAAGCCCAGAGGCAGACUUUGAGGAGAACUUGUACCUCAACCCAGAUGACGAGGUUGAGGAGAAUGAGGAAGUUCCACUACCGAGAAUGGAGACUCCACCACCUAAACCCCUGCCACGGCAAAAAGUUAACCGUGGUCCGUUGAUUCAUCAACAUACUCUGCCUGCUGAUUUGAGAAGCAUUUCAGGACCUGGGAGAACGGCUCUGAAACCCCCGAAACCGCUCCCUGCUCUACCUCGGGGAGUCCACCCCUCUUUCACCCCGGGAGUUGCAGGUGCAAACGCACAGAUUAACAACCUGCAGAGCUUAGCACUCACCUCAGAGCUUCAACGGAAACUGGAGCAGAGGCGUGCCAAAGAAUCCUGACUCGCUGUGGUGGAUAGUGGAGAUUCUGGCUGAAGCGUCCUGGGACCCGACCGUGGCUCACCCAUUUACAACCCCCUCUC
This is a messenger RNA of Alosa alosa (allis shad), 1575 nucleotides long. RefSeq names its product signal transducing adaptor family member 2b (gene stap2b). NCBI's taxonomy places the organism in Eukaryota, Metazoa, Chordata, Actinopteri, Clupeiformes, Clupeidae. The transcript has 14 exons. Gene Ontology annotation, molecular function: signaling adaptor activity. The record is from RefSeq and is a predicted model, not a curated record. The coding region runs from base 209 to 1495 and encodes 428 amino acids.